UGUCAGAUGGACGUACCGUAAUGUGAGACGGGCCUGAACUACUUCCUCGCUUUAUUCCUUACACCUACCCAGACAACCUGCAGUCGGGCUGCACAAUCUUUUCACCUCUCGUCCCCGCUUCUCAGUUCCUCUUCAUGUGAAGAAGACAUUCAGUCUAAAGAGAACAGCAAGAAAGACUUGCCGGGCACUCUCUCUGGGAGGCGACGGGGACAACGAGGUGGGGGAAUUUGACUUUAUAACAUCCUUUAGCCUUGGUGUUGUCAACCCAGUGGAAUUUUGAUUGGUCCCUCCACACUAGCAGGACACCGUGUCUCCAUCUUACUGGGCUCAUCUACAUUCAUUGGAGACACCUGAAACAUGGCAGAAGUCCAGAAAAAAACCUCAACCAUGUCUCUAACAAUCUCCUCAUGCUCACGAGAGACGUCGUCUUCAUCUUCAUCAUCCUCUUCAUCCACUACAGUGCUUCAGCAGAGACACUCCAGUUUAGUACAUCCCGUCUGCAUCAGCCCUCAGAUGGUUCAGAGCUCAGCACAGUGUUCUGGAAAUACUGGAGUGUCUCCAACAUUUGUGAAGUGUCUGCACGAUGUGAGCACAGUAAAGGGUCAGCUGGUGGUUCUGGAGUGCCGGAUCCGAGGAACUCCUCCACUCCACGUGUCCUGGUACAGAGAAGAUCAACAAAUCAUCGACUCGGCAGACUUUCGUAUUCUUAGAAAGAAGGCAAGUUCAGCUUCUGUUCCCGAGGAAUUGUGCACCUUGGUCAUUACAGAGGCGUAUCCUGAAGAUUCUGGGAUGUUUCAAUGUACAGCAUCAAAUCAUUAUGGAUCCGUGUCAUGCAGUGCCAUGCUUGAAGUCUAUACAGAUCUAGAAGAAGUUUUGGGAGAUGAAGAUGUAAGCUCAGCUGGACUUGAGCAGGAUGAUCUUGCCUUCAUCCCUCCUCCUCCCGAAUGGCCCGACAGUUCUGAGGAAGAGAGCACAACUCCAUUGGCAGGGGUGCUGGAGCCUGCCAUUGAAAAAGUUACCACAUCCCUCACCAUCCCAGAGAGCGGAUCUACCAGUCAACUGUCUGCAGAAACAACAGCGGUCGAAUUGACUCCCAAACAUCCUCCGCCAUCAAAAGAAGUCAAGAACAGUGUCCCACAUCCAUUCCUCCCUGCCAGCAAGCUGAGUAAACCGGUGGAACCCAGGGGCAGUGCCAUUAACAUGGCUGACCUGCCCACCUUCUCGCCAACACUUUACCCCCCCAGCGCCUUCAAUUACGAGCGGCCCCGUCAUUUCAUCCAGUCCCAGCCCAGUUUCCACACACCCAACAAUGACAUCAAUAAACCAAACCAUCUCAGCUCACCAACUGCCACCGCGGCACCGUCGGUGACCCCCGCUCAGCCGGCACCCACCCAUACGUCGAUGUGCUCCAGCGUGACUAUAAUUCCUAAAGUACAGAAUACUCCAAAUAGUGAGAAAUUAUCGUCAGCAGCAUUUCUAUCAUCCGUUCUACCUUCUCUAGCAAGCGCUCAGCCCAAAUGCAUUUCCGUACCUCAAUCUUCAUCUCCCAGGCGUUCUCCCAUGUCGCUCAGUCCACCGCCAAAAAUACAAGAACAACCUCCGCCUCCUCGGAGCCAGUUAGUGAAUCACACUUCUUCAAGCGCCUCAUCCUGGACAUCUCCAGAUAUCCUGAAAACAACUGCCUCGCCUCUGCAAUCCCCACCGGUGUCUCACGUUAACUACACACCCAACACUUUGCCAAAGCCCAUCUUGAAGAAGACUGUUUCCAGACCAGAGUCUUGUGCCACAGAUGAACAGAUCCAGGGCUCAAAAGACGCUCUUAUUCAAGACCUGGAGAAGAAGCUUAGAAACAAGGUUCCUCAACACAGGAACAUUCAGCAGAAGAUGUCCUAUGAGGAACGCAUGGCCAGAAGGUUGCUGGGUCCAGACAGCGCCGCCUCUGCCUUUGAUCUCGACAACGCUUUCAGUUUUGAACAGCCAGGCUCUCCAGAAGGUCACCACCCUGGAGGAAUAUGGUCAAGAAAGCAUCAUUCAGGAGGGGACUGCACAGAGGUCUCCACCAUCCAGGAGAAGUGUUUUGCUCCUCGCUUUAUUCUGGUGCCUCAGGAUCUCACGGUGGAAGAGGGUCGAUUCUGCAGGAUUGAUUUCAAGGUUGUGGGUUUGCCAACCCCUGAUAUUUCCUGGUAUUUGGAUGGGAAACCUAUCCGGCCGGAUGAUUAUCAUAAGAUGCUGGUGUGUGAGAAGAGCGUUCACUCCUUCAUCAUUGAGAUCGUGACCGUUCAUCAUGUAGGCGUUUAUGAAUGUGUAGCAAAGAACCGUGCUGGAGAGAGUCGCUUCUCGCUGCGUUUGGAUGUCAUCGCUCAGGAACAGUUGUGUCCUCCUACAUUUGUGGUGAAGAUGAGAAACUCACGGGCUCUGGAGGGAGAUACGGUGAGGUUGGAGUGUAAGGUGACCGCAUCUCCAGCCCCUCAGAUCUACUGGAAGAAAGAUAAAGAAAUGCUGCGCGUCGACCCCAUGAGAAUGAGUCUUUCUCAGGAGGGUUCAGGAACGCAGUGUCUGCUCAUUGAUCCUGUGGUUAAAUCUGAUGCAGGCUGGUACACUGUAUCUGCCAUCAAUGAAGCGGGCAUGUCCACCUGCAACGCCAGACUAGACGUGGGCUCUCGCUUGAAUAAAACGGCCCCCCCGCCCAAGCCAGUGAAAAUGCUUCCCAUGAUCAGCCAGUUUUCUACUCUGAGCACAGACGCUCAUCCCCGUCAUACUGCCCCUCUGUAUGAGAGUGAGGAACUAUAAACACACGUGACAUAAAUCCUCACAACAGAUCAUUUCUUCAUCACGUGAGUUUGUUGUCAAUCUACCGAAGCAGUAAAACUAUACACCAGUUCAACUGUACCUUACUGCUUCUAAUAUAAAGCUUUGCAUUCAUUAGCAUUGAAUGAUGCUUUGACUGCUUUAUACAGCUGUAAUUUGUGUUAAUGAUGCAAUAUUUCUGUGAAACUGUCAUGGGGAAGCUGUAUGUGAUGUGUGCAAAAGUCAAUUAUUAUUAUUAUUCUGUUACACAUUUCUGAAAUGAUUGUUGUUAUUAUUAUCCCUGGAGUUGCUAUCAUGACAAAGGGUUUGGAAAUAUGUAUCGAUUGCAGUCCGUUGCAUUAUCAUUUGUGUAUUAUAUACAGUAUAUAUAUGAAACAUGAGUAUUUGAGUCAACUUUUUUGUGACUAUACUACAGUUGUAUAACUAUUGUCUCGGCAUGAUAUACUCUUACAAACAGAGUGCGUUACGGUCGGUUUGUACAAUUUUCUUCGCUUGCUGCACUUUAAAAAUUGUAGCUGUGC
Molecule: messenger RNA, 3329 nt
Organism: Triplophysa rosa
Lineage: Eukaryota; Metazoa; Chordata; Actinopteri; Cypriniformes; Nemacheilidae
Gene: myot
Product: myotilin
Exons: 17
Coding region: 358-2790 (810 amino acids)
Biological process (GO): homophilic cell-cell adhesion; dendrite self-avoidance; axon guidance
Cellular component (GO): axon; plasma membrane
Molecular function (GO): cell-cell adhesion mediator activity
Source: RefSeq, a predicted model, not a curated record